Messenger RNA from Rotaria sp. Silwood2, 207 nucleotides. NCBI's taxonomy places the organism in Eukaryota, Metazoa, Rotifera, Eurotatoria, Philodinida, Philodinidae. The record is from the annotation of a GenBank genome assembly.
AUGCUUUGCGCUGUUGAACGUAUAAAUCGUGAAUGUGGUAGUCAUUUUGGUUUUGUUGUUAAUUCAAUAUUUCCUGAAUUAAUACAAUGUCUUGAACAAUCAUUUAAUAUAUUAUUUUUUGUUGAAUUAACAAAUAUUUUGGAUGAAACACUUUUAAGUUUAACAUAUGAAUGUCGUAAAAAUUAUAAAAAUUUAGUUAUUGAAUAA